AUGGUGCUAGAAUAUGUCAAACUUGCUUCAUUUCGUGAAUUUUUAAAUUCAAAUGGUGUUUGUCUUCGCAUUUCUUGUCCACAUACUGACCAGCAAAACGCUUACGAGGAACAAUAUUCGACCCAAGCCACAAUGUUUCAAGACCAAAUUGAAGAUCCAAAUUUAGUUGUGGUAGCAUUUAGAGGGACAGGCCCAUUUGAUGCAAAUGCAUGGAUUUCAGAUAUAGACCUAUCAUGGUAUGAUCUUGAAGGCAUGGGAAAAAUCCAUGCAAGGUUCAUGAAAGCCCUAGGGUUGCAAAAGAAAAUCCAUGCAAGCAUUAAUCAAGAAGCCCAAGAACAAAAUAAUAAUAAGCAAUUUGCAUAUUACAAAAUCAGAGAAGAAUUGAAGAAAAUAUUGAGCAAAAAUGAGAAAGCGAAGUUCAUAGUUACAGGACAUAGCUUAGGUGGUGCAUUAGCAAUUUUAUUUGCAUCUGUGUUAAUUUUGCAUGAAGAAGAGUGGCUAUUGGAUAAACUUGAAGGGGUUUAUACAUUUGGACAACCUAGAGUUGGAGAUGAACAAUUUGGGAAUUUCAUGAUGGUGAAAUUGAAGAAGUUUGAUGUGAAGUAUUUUAGGUAUGUUUAUUGCAAUGAUAUGGUGCCAAGAUUGCCCUAUGAUGACAAAACUCUCUUCUUCAAGCACAUUGGAUCUUGUCUAUACUAUAAUAGCCUCUACAAUGGCAAGGUUUUGGAGGAAGAGCCAAACAAGAAUUACUUCUCACUACUAUGGGUUUUACCAAAGGUGUUGAAUGUAGCUUUUGAGCUAAUUAGGAGUUCCAUCCCUUGA
Messenger RNA from Lycium ferocissimum, 822 nucleotides. RefSeq names its product triacylglycerol lipase OBL1-like. Lineage: Eukaryota; Viridiplantae; Streptophyta; Magnoliopsida; Solanales; Solanaceae. Gene Ontology annotation, biological process: lipid metabolic process. The record is from RefSeq and is a predicted model, not a curated record. The coding region runs from base 1 to 822 and encodes 273 amino acids. Gene Ontology annotation, molecular function: triacylglycerol lipase activity. The transcript is spliced from 5 exons.